CAAGCCAAGGCUGAACGCUGCCCAGGUAGGAAACCUUGAUGCCAAUGAACGGAGAAAAAAAGGGCAAAUAAACAAAAACAACAACAACAGACGCAAGAAGAUAUAUUCUUUUUCACCCAUGUCUUCUUUUUCAUCUUAAAAAGAUGCGCUUGACAUGGGAUGCUUUCCUGAGCCUCAUCUGUUCUUCAUCUUCACCUGAUGGAAGAGGGAUGGAGAAACGAGCUCGUUCUGUGUGAUUCACCCUCCUGCUUUAGCGAUGAGUAACCUGCUCCAAAACACUUCUCUUUUGAAUUGGGAUGUAUUAGAGGGAAGAAACACGUCGUCUGCCCCGUCCUGGGAGCUGGAGCCGGUGCCCAUAAUCGUCAACCCGUGGGACGUUCUGCUGUGCGUGACGGGCACGCUCAUGUCCUGCGAGAACGCAGUGGUGAUCGCUCUGAUCGCCUACACGCCCUCCUUGAGAGCACCUAUGUUCGUCCUCAUCGGGAGUCUAGCGUUUGCUGACCUCCUGGCCGGCCUGGGCCUGAUCCUCAAUUUCAUGGUAACUUACAUAAUCGAUUCAGGAUUUGUCACGCUACUGUCGGCGGGGCUCCUCAUUACAGCCUUCUCGGCCUCUGUGCUCAGCAUCCUGGCAAUCACCGUGGACCGUUACCUGUCGCUGUACACCGCGUUGACGUACCACACCGAGCGCACGGUGACGUUCACCUACAUCACACUCAUCCUGAUGUGGGUCAUCAGCACCGCGCUCGGCUCGCUCCCCGUCCUGGGCUGGAACUGCUUGGAGGACGAGAGCACCUGUAGCAUCUGUCCACCGGUGAACAAAAACAACGCCGCGGCGCUCGCCGUGUCCUUCCUCCUGAUCUUCGCUCUCAUUCUUCAGCUGUACCUUCAGAUCUGCAAGAUCGCUUUCCGGCACGCUCAGCAAAUCGCCGUUCAGCGUCAGUUUAUGACUACCUCGCAUUCGUCUUCCACCACGAAAGGGGUCUCCACCCUCACCACCAUCCUGGGCACUUUCGCGUUCUGUUGGAUCCCCCUCGCCAUGUACUCGCUGGUGGCAGACACCAGAACCCCUGUGAUCUACACCUACGCUACAGCUCUUCCGGCCAUCUGCCACUCCAUCAUAAACCCCAUGAUAUAUGCGUUCAGGAACCCUGAAAUUCUCCGAUCUUUGAGGAUUGCUUGUUGCUGGUGCAUGCCUUACAGAUUCACCAUGCGACCCAGGACACCGAGCGAUGUGUAGCAUCUUCAGU
Molecule: messenger RNA, 1247 nt
Organism: Sinocyclocheilus grahami
Lineage: Eukaryota; Metazoa; Chordata; Actinopteri; Cypriniformes; Cyprinidae
Product: G-protein coupled receptor 12-like
Exons: 2
Coding region: 257-1237 (326 amino acids)
Biological process (GO): G protein-coupled receptor signaling pathway
Cellular component (GO): membrane
Molecular function (GO): G protein-coupled receptor activity
Source: RefSeq, a predicted model, not a curated record